CGCAUGGGAUAGUCACAAGUCGGUAGCGAUGUGAGUCGGACGCUGCCGCCCGUUACUCUUGUGCGCCGAGCGCUCUUUCGCGCGACUGCGGAUUUGAAAUUGGAACAAACCGCGGCUGACCCUCUCUUACUUUCGCGCCACCGAUUCUCCGUCUCCCUCUGUUUCUAUGUAAUUGAAUGUCAUUGAUACGCGCCCAAUGUUUUUGUUGUGAUAUCGAGUGGAUUUUGGAGAUACACUCCAGUCAGCUGAUUCGAAGUUUACUGAUGUGCGGAGCUACCAUGCUGCUGAGGUGAUGCCGCUGCUGCAGACCGCGGGGCACCCCGCCGCCAGCGUCACAGACUCCACCGCCACGCGGUACGGAGUCGCAGUGCUAGGGGCCUGGGCGGCUGAGUUCGUAACAUACCCGUUUGACCUGACGAAGACAAGACUGCAGGUUCAGUCGGAAGUAGCAACGGCUAAACAUGGAUUCAAGUUGGAGAACCACGGCAUGGUCAAAACGGCCAUGGGUAUAGCCAAACAGGAGGGGGUGUUGAAGCUAUGGUCUGGCCUACUACCGAUGUUCCAACGUCACGCGAUGUACUCGGGAUGCCGGCUCAUAUUCUACGAGCAUUUCCGGGAGCACCUCAAGGACGAAAAUGGGAAGAUGUCGCUCGCUGCUGCGUCUUUAGGUGGCGUCGGCGCCGGUGCUCUCGCCCAGUUCAUAGCGUCGCCCACGGACCUGGUGAAAGUCCAGAUGCAGACGGAGGGCCGGCGACUGCUGCAGGGCAAGCCGGCGCGCUUCGCCAACUGCCGCCAGGUCUACUCCAUGCUGUACAAGGAGAGUGGCGUACUGGGAUUCUGGAGAGGAGCAGUACCCAACGUCCAACGCGCGGCACUCGUCAACAUGGGUGACCUAGCGGCAUACGACUGCACCAAGCAGCUGCUAGUCCAGGAACUGGGGAUGCCCGACAACCUGAUAGUCCACAUCGCCGCCGCGUCAGCUGCGGGGCUGGUCGCCGCGAUAGUUGGCACACCCGCUGACGUCCUCAAAACCAGGCUCAUGAACCAACCUGUUGGGCCUGAUGGACGGGGCCAGAUCUACCGCGGCAUGAUCGACUGCCUCCAACAGUCGAUCCGGAACGAAGGUCUCAUGUCCCUAUACAAGGGCUUCCUCCCCCUGUGGAUGAGGCUCGGACCCUGGGCGCUUAUUAACUGGAUCGCCUUUGAGAACAUCAUGUUAGCUAUCGGAGGACGCACGUUUUAGUUCCUUAAUCUGGGCGAUUAAAAAAGUUUAACGUCAUAAAUUUGACGUUUGUACUUUUUAAGUCACAAUUUAAAAAGUUGUAAUGUCAAAAUUUUGACAUUCAAACUUUUUAAUCACAACCAUAGAUGAAAACUAUUCUGAUAUCUAAUUUUACUUAGAAUACGGGAGACAUUAAUAAUAUCUAAGUUAAAUUUGCGCAUGGGUAUUUAUAAUGUGAUUGGUACUUAGUUAAAUUUUUCCUUAGUCUAUGGUUAAAUACAAGUGUACUUAUACAUCAACUGUAGGCAAUAUAAUACAUCCAUAACAUAACUUGGGCCUGUUUCGCAAUUGACUAAUAAGUUAUAGCUAAUUACUUACUAUCAGAAUAACAACAAGAACAAUUAUUAUAGUUUUGUCUCUGUCACUCAGUAUAUUAUAAAAAUUAAGACACCAAACUUUCGGAUGAAUUAUUAUCAUUCGUUCUUAUGUAAUUGUAAAACAGGGCCUUGUUGCAUUUUAUGAAUUGCUGAAAGAGAAUAUAUAAGUACAUAGAUUAAUGAACAGAAAGAAAGUUUU
Molecule: messenger RNA, 1798 nt
Organism: Aricia agestis (brown argus)
Lineage: Eukaryota; Metazoa; Arthropoda; Insecta; Lepidoptera; Lycaenidae
Gene: Ucp4A
Product: mitochondrial uncoupling protein 4
Exons: 7
Coding region: 293-1243 (316 amino acids)
Biological process (GO): response to cold
Source: RefSeq, a predicted model, not a curated record